AUGGGUCUACCGAUCACCGUCUCAACAUGCUCGCUCAACCAAUGGGCGCUCGACUUUGACGGCAACCGCGACCGCAUUCUCGAGUCCAUUCGCCUCGCCAAAUCCGCCGGCUCGCGUCUCCGUGUCGGUCCAGAACUCGAGAUCCCCGGCUAUGGCUGCUUCGACCACUUCCUCGAGCCGGACACGGUGCUUCACUCGUGGCAGGUGCUCGCCGAGAUCCUCUCCUCCGAUGCCACGCACGGCAUUCUCUGCGAUGUCGGCAUGCCAGUCCUUCACCGAUCCACACUCUACAACUGCAGACUGCUGCUGCUGGACGGAAAGAUCCUGCACAUUCGACCCAAGAUGUGGCUUGCCAACGACGGAAACUAUCGCGAGAUGCGCUACUUCACGCCUUGGACGCGCACGAAUCACACGGACAGCUUCACGCUCCCUCGCAUCGUCUCUUCCAUCACGGGGCAGGAUGAGGUGCCGUUCGGAGACGCGGUGGUCAAGACGAAAGAUACCGUUCUGGGCGUCGAACUGUGCGAGGAGCUGUUCACGCCAAACUCACCGCAUAUCCGACAGGGUCUCGACGGCGUAGAGAUCUUCACCAACUCGUCGGCUUCGCAUCACGAGCUGAGGAAGCUCUACAGGAGAGUGGAACUCGUCAAGGAAGCGACGCUCAAGCUGGGCGGCAUCUAUCUCUAUGCGAACCAGCAGGGUUGUGAUGGUGACCGGCUGUACUACGACGGAUGCCCACUGAUCGCUGUCAACGGCAGCAUUGUUGCCCAAGGAUCGCAAUUCUCGCUGGACGACGUGCAGGUCAUCUCGGCCACCGUAGAUCUCGACGACGUUCGUGCUCAUCGCAGCGCCAAGAGCAGAGGCAUGCAAGCGGUCAGCGACAGCAGCGGUCAAGGCUGUCCUCGCAUCAAUGUCGACUUUGAAGUGGGCGAGUCGGAGGAGUAUGGAUCCAAGACACCUGGCACUGCUACGCCGGUCACCAACGGCGGCAAACAGAACGACGACGCAGCCCGACUCUACCGACGAUACUUUACAGCGCUCAGCAGCCCUAUCGAGGUGCACUACCAUUCGCCCGAGGAGGAGAUCGCCCUCGGUCCCGCGUGCUGGCUAUGGGACUAUCUGCGUCGAUCGCGGACCCAGGGCUACUUUGUGCCGCUCUCCGGAGGUAUCGACUCGUGUGCCACGGCGACGAUCGUUUUCAGCAUGUGCCGGCUUGUUUUGGCUGCCAUCGCACCUGCAAACACGUCCACCGCGACAGGGCGCAAAGCGACUUCCUCUCUCACCACGGAUACCCGUUCUCAGGUGCUCGCUGACGUCCGACGUAUCUGCAACGAAAAGGAGGGCUCCACGUGGACCCCUGCGACACCGCAAGAGCUGUGCAACCGCAUCUUCGUCACCUGCUAUAUGGGCACCGAGAACUCGUCUGCGGAGACCCGCCAACGCGCCGCCGACCUCGCCAAGGACAUUGGUGCAUACCACAUCGAUCUCAAUAUGGACCUCAUCAUCCGCUCCAUCAUCACGCUUUUCUCGACCGUCACGGGUGCUACUCCCCGGUUCCGCGUGCACGGAGGUACGGGAGCGGAAAACCUGGCGUUGCAGAACAUCCAAGCGCGUCUCCGGAUGUUGUUGGCGUACAUGUUUGCGCAGUUGACGCCGUGGGUGCGGGGUACGUGGGGUGGUCUUCUCGUGCUUGGCUCUGCCAACGUCGACGAAUCCCUCCGUGGCUACCUCACGAAAUACGACUGUUCUUCGGCGGACAUCAAUCCGAUCGGAGGCAUCUCCAAGACGGAUCUGAAAUCCUUCAUCGCUUACGCACGCGAUGCAUUCUCCCUCCCCAUCCUCCAUUCCUUCCUCACCGCCGUGCCCACCGCCGAACUCGAACCGAUCACCUCGACCUACGUCCAAGCCGACGAAGCGGAUAUGGGAAUGACCUACGACGAACUCUCCAUCUUUGGCCGUCUACGCAAGAACCUCAAAUGUGGACCUUAUGGGAUGUUCAACAAGCUUUUGCCUGAAUGGGGGCAUUUGGGACCAGAGAAAGUCGCGGAGAAGGUCAAGCUGUUCUGGUUCGAAUACGCGAGGAACAGGCACAAGAUGACGACGCUCACGCCGAGUUAUCACGCCGAGGGGUAUAGUCCGGAUGAUAACCGGUUUGAUUUGAGACCGUUUUUGUAUCCCAGCAGGUUCCCGUUUCAGUUUCGGAAGAUCGAUGAGCUGGUGGGACGGUUGAAGGGGGUUGAGCGGGUGGGUGGCGAGGAAUCGGGGAGGAAGGAGGAUUGA
Molecule: messenger RNA, 2280 nt
Organism: Kalmanozyma brasiliensis GHG001
Lineage: Eukaryota; Fungi; Basidiomycota; Ustilaginomycetes; Ustilaginales
Product: Carbon-nitrogen hydrolase
Exons: 2
Coding region: 1-2280 (759 amino acids)
Biological process (GO): NAD+ biosynthetic process
Cellular component (GO): cytoplasm
Molecular function (GO): ATP binding; NAD+ synthase (glutamine-hydrolyzing) activity; glutaminase activity
Source: RefSeq, a predicted model, not a curated record